Molecule: messenger RNA, 1153 nt
Organism: Podarcis muralis (Common wall lizard)
Lineage: Eukaryota; Metazoa; Chordata; Lepidosauria; Squamata; Lacertidae
Gene: BRI3
Product: brain protein I3
Source: RefSeq, a predicted model, not a curated record
AGGGGGUUUCCCUGUGCCUGCCGGAGUCUCCGCCGUGUCUCCGCCGGGGGAGCCUCCUCUUCCCUCCUCCUCCUCCUCCUCUUCUUCCUCGGCGUCACGUGAGCCCGAGUCUUGUGACUGGCCUGCGAGGAGCGAAGCACAUUGCCGCGGCGGGCGCGCCGUGCAGCUCCGGAGUUGCGCGGGUGCGUUCCUGGCGCGGGUGGGCAGGAUCCGUCCAUGCCCCGGGGGCGAAGGCGGCUUGCUGCUGUUGGAGCUGCCGGCUUAGCGGGGGCGAGGCUGCCUUCCCUUCCCGCCCUCCCUCUCCACCGCGCCGAGCCUGCCGUGCGCUCUCCGCCUCGGAGAGUUGCGCGCCCCUCCGCGCUCUCCCGCCUGCCUUGCGGGCUUCUCCUCGCGGCUGAUCCCCCGGCGGGGGCGGCCAGGAGCAGCCUCCGCCGCCGCCCUCCCCUUCGAGGAUCAUGGACAGCAAGCCCCUCCUCCAGGAUAGACCCCCGGCUUACAGCCCCGCUAGCCAAGCGGGCGCCGGCUACGAGUACGGGCCGAACAGCUACGGGGCCAUUCCGGCGCCCCAGCCCGGCUUCCAGCCGCCGCCGCCCUACACCUACCCCACCGGUCCUGGAGCUGGAUAUGUUGUGCCUUCGGGUCCACCGGCGCAUAACUACCCCAACACCACGUACACGAUAAUCCAGCAACCUCCCACCACGUCCGUCGUUGUCGUUGGCGGCUGCCCAGCUUGCAGAGUUGGUGUAUUGGAAGACACAUUCACCUGUCUCGGUGUCUUUUGUGCCAUCGUAUUCUUUCCUAUUGGAAUUCUCUUCUGUCUUGCAUUGAGGCAACGAAGAUGUCCUAACUGCGGUGCAACGUUUGGUUAAGGGAUCAACACAAAUAGGCUUUUUGGAAGCUGUAACUAUUGUAGUACCUUUUUUCUAAUGUAAAUGUCAUGUACAAUCAAGUUUACGCUUCAGAGAUGAUUUUGUAAAAGUGUGAUGAAAUUAGUCUGUCUCUUUCUCUUCUCUUGCAUGCGAAACUGAUCUAUGAGCAUGUGUGUGUGUGUGUGUGUGUGUGUAAGAAAGACACAAAUCCACCCCUACCCCCCGCUUUCUGUUUAAAAUGCACCUUUUGGAAAUUUAAAUAAAAGUGGGUUUUUGCAACUUCA